AUGGCCGAAGAGAAGAAGAACCUCGUGCCCCAGGGCUUGAACCGCCUCGACAGCUCCCUCACAGUCACCACCAUCCCCGAGCGGGCCGCCCUGUCCAAUGUCAGCACCGUCUGCGCAUCGCCGCUCGACAAGACCCCGCGCAGCAGCAAGGAGACGGGCAAGAGCAACCCCUUCGAGACAGACCUAGAGGCCGGCACUCCCACUCGCGAGCUGAGCAAUUGCGUCACCCGAACCCAGACCGGCCAGAAGGACUGCCAGGUCUGGCCCGACAAGGCCCAUUGGGAGCGCAAGGCCAAGCUCAACAAGGCCAAGAACCGAACCUGCGGCUGCAUGAACAGGAUGAGCAAGCGCAACCGCAUCAUCACCAAGGUCGUCAUCAUCCUGCUCAUCAUCGGCCUUGGCCUGGGCAUCGGCUUCGGCAUCAGCAAGCCUCUGGGCGCCAAGAUCUGGGGCGACAACACAAAGAGCACUUAG
Messenger RNA from Clonostachys rhizophaga, 474 nucleotides. The record is from the annotation of a GenBank genome assembly. NCBI's taxonomy places the organism in Eukaryota, Fungi, Ascomycota, Sordariomycetes, Hypocreales, Bionectriaceae.